AUGUGUGUCAUCGAGGAGAAGAUCUAUCAACACUCCAAUGGACGUCAAGAGAUCCAGAUACACGAGCGUCGCUGCCACAAUGCUUCGGGCAGCGGUCUAUGUCAACAUGUGGAACGAAAAGCAGCUGGACCUGUGCAAAUCAGCGAAAUAAGGCCAUCAUCCUCGACCUCUCGUCCGUCAUCAGUCGAAAUCGUGACUGAGGGGAGGGAUGGCAAACAGCGUCGGUAUCAGGAAGUUCGUCGACGAUCUGCUAAACGCAGUUCCACAACCUCCAGCAAGAACCCACGAAUGGACAGUCCUACUUCUCCAUCAUCGCGAAGGCAUAGGAGAUCGCGUCCAGAAGCGCCAGAGCCACCGCCAACAAGGUCGGAAGAUGCUUCUGUCCAGCAACAAUACGAAGAUGUCGAAAGGGUGCUGGCUGCUGACGGUACGGCAAUCUACAAUCAGCCGCCAUCUCUAUACAUACCCAGAGCGAUUGGCGAGAAUGAGCGACUAUCUUCGGCACGACGAUCAUCGUUCUCGAGCGUCUCGGCGGAGGUCGACGCAUCCGAAGAGCCACGACGAUCUGCCUUGCGGGACGACCGACCACCAAAUCUCAUCAUCGAUACGGGCGCCUCAAUGACCGACACCUCCUCCUCUGUACGCACCUCCGCUCCUGGCCUCAGCAACUUGCCACGCUUCUCUCAAUCUCGCCAUGACUCUGCCAAUGAGAUCCCCAUCCGGACCGUCAGAGGAAAGCAGCCCGUACGCGCAGACUCCACUGCCGACGAUGACGAGCAGCUCUACCGUCGGAGUCGCGAUGAGGAUGAACGACAAGCAGACGUCGAACGAGAACGACUAGCCACAUCUGAACGUCGGCGCCGCCGAGCCAUUGACGAUGACCAGGCACAAAAGGAACGCAGUCGACUUGCCGACUCUGCACGCCGCCAGCAAGAAGCCGUCGCCGAAGACCAGGCCGAAAAAGAACGCAUUCGCCUCUUCGCCUCGUUAAAACGCCAACAACAGGCCAUCGACGAAGAUCAAGCCGAGAAGGAACGCAAUCGACUCGCAGCUUCCCAACGCCGCCAUGAACAAGCUCAAGACGACGAGCAAGCUCGCAAGCUUCGCGAUCACAUGGCGGCAGGCGAAAGUCGGCAACGUGUACGAGCCGCUCGAGAAGCGGAAGCCGCCGCUCUCAAACGAGCGGAGGCUCACGAGCAAGAGGAACGACGCCGUAUCGCGGGGGAGGAAGCCAGGCGAAUGCGUCAUCGCGAUCAUGCUGCUUCCGCGCUGGAAAGACCAGAGGUGGACGCCGCCACGCAGCGAAGGAUGGACCACGAAUACGACCAUCUCUUGUUCGAGAGAGAUGUGGCCGAGUCCAUACGUCGCUCCGCCGAAGACGCUCGGUACGAAGCACAAUCUAGCGUACUACGCCCGCCUGUCAUCUCAGCGCGCGUGUAUACACCGUCCCAACUAUCAGAAGUCUCAUCGCCUGUGACCUGGCCGCCGGCAGUCCACAACUACACCCCAAUCUCCACCUCGAAUUCAUCAGCCGGUCCAUCUACGCUCCGGCAGAAAGGAGAGGCGGUCAUUCGAUGGGAGCAAGGCCGUGGCCAGACAGAGCGACAAAAUGCCACUACGGGUGAAAGACAACGGAGAAAGCAACGCGAAAACGAGAGCAUCGACGCGGCGAUGGAGGAGAUGGAUGCGAGGAUGAAUGCAGGCUUUGGGAGGUCACAGUCUGUAAGGGAGCGUGAAAGAGAGCACAGGUCUGAGAGGACGCAGUAUUAUCGAUAG
Molecule: messenger RNA, 1776 nt
Organism: Zymoseptoria tritici IPO323
Lineage: Eukaryota; Fungi; Ascomycota; Dothideomycetes; Mycosphaerellales; Mycosphaerellaceae
Exons: 1
Coding region: 1-1776 (591 amino acids)
Source: RefSeq, a predicted model, not a curated record